CUCGUCACAACGCUCACCAGGGGGCUUCACGAUCACCGGGGGGCUUCACGAUCACCGACGGCGCUUUUUUGCUUUGGUAGUGCUGCCCUCUAUCUACUUUCCUCGCUCUUUGUCUACCCUCGACUCGAGCCUUUUUCUUGCUAUACCCCUUCUAGCGUCGAUAUCUCUUCGCUCGUCGUCAUGUCUGAUCGCACGGUCAAACUCGACCUUAGUGCAGGCAGUACAGCUGCUGGUGGUACUGGUGGUGGCCGACGUCCUGGCGGCAAUGAUCCGAACCGUACUCCGCCCGGCAAGGGUGAUACAGACAUGCCUCUCUAUCGGUACCCCCGACGCUCUGCUCAUGACCACAUCCUAGAGUGGCUGAACGCGCAAGCCAAUCUCCUGGUAUCUCGGAAGUUCCUAAUUACCUUCGCGCAAUAUCUCUUCGAACUCCAGCGACGCGGCAUCGCGCUCGGCCCAGUCGUCCGCACUGCCGCCAUGCGGAAGGACUCGAAUCACGACCUCUCUGUUGCCCGCGAACUCGAUAUUGCCAAUCCUGAUGGUCUCACAGUCGGUCAGUUCUUCGGACUUGGAACUAAGAGAGGCUAUUACGACACCAAUAUCGCGGCUGGCAUGCAGCAGGCAGCGAAAGGCAGUCGAGCCUAUGGCUCUGACACCAAGAACGGUCCUGUCUGCGGUCGUUGUGCCAGCCCAACAGCUGGGAAGGUCUUCAAGACCUAUCGCCAGACUACUUAGAACAGCCACCUAAUAAGCAGUGGUUCUUGCAUGAACUGCCUGUUCGAUGGUAACGCGUCUCAGUGUUCGAUGAGCCGUCCUCAGAAUCAGCGUGAUAACGAGAUUAACCCUGCUAAUAUCAUCGACCCAAACUCUCGCGUCCUGCGCCUGCGCGCUCGGCCAACCUC
Trematosphaeria pertusa is the source of this 902-nucleotide messenger RNA. RefSeq lists its product as uncharacterized. The record is from RefSeq and is a predicted model, not a curated record. NCBI's taxonomy places the organism in Eukaryota, Fungi, Ascomycota, Dothideomycetes, Pleosporales, Trematosphaeriaceae. The transcript is spliced from 3 exons. The coding region runs from base 181 to 735 and encodes 184 amino acids.